Messenger RNA from Cygnus olor (mute swan), 8105 nucleotides. Its product is annotated as TRPM8 channel-associated factor 2-like. The transcript is spliced from 3 exons. The coding region runs from base 7164 to 7784 and encodes 206 amino acids. The record is from RefSeq and is a predicted model, not a curated record. NCBI's taxonomy places the organism in Eukaryota, Metazoa, Chordata, Aves, Anseriformes, Anatidae.
CCGGCCCACGGGCAGGGGGACGGCUGUAGUCCCCCAGGUAGAUAGAACGUGCAAAAUCCACAGAUUUCCCCUCAAAAGGCGUGCCUUCCAGCCCCAGGCAGAAACACGUUUUAGUGCAGCUUCAAACCGAGGAUUAAGCAUGAAGAAGGGUGAGAGAGAAAGGAACAGUUUCUGGAUGCGUUUGGUCUAGAAGGUUCUAGCUGCUGAUAGUUCGCAGUUCCCCAUGGAUGAAUUUGCAGAUUAAAUCUGCGGCAGGUACAAAGCUGGUUCUGUGCAUACCAUAAACCAGACCGUGAUCUGCUGGGGUGCACAGAGAAAAGCAUCUAAGCUGGUUCUGGUCCAACAGGUCUUCUUAGUGGAGACAGCAAAAACGUGGAGGCACUUUUUCAUCCGUCCUCUGACUAAUGUGACCUCACAGUGCUAAGUGUUUUUGUUGGGCAAUGCAGAUUCUGUUUUGUACUCGUAUUGCUUGAGCUGUAUGUUGUAGACUUUAUGUUCCAGCUUUUAAAAAUUGUGGUGUGUAGAAAUGGUGCCAAAUUAACCACAGUUUCCAAAUAUGCUGGAACCGAGUUUAAGAAAGUGAUAAAUAGUAAAAAAAGGAGGUAGGUCUUUUAGUGGAGAUUUUUUGGAGAUGUUCUGCACGUCGUAUAUUUUCAGCCAUUGCCCUCAGUUGCAGUGCAGACUCCUCCAGAAGUGAUUUAAACCCAGAACAUCAGGCUGGCUACAUCCCUUAGUAACUUUUCAAAGACUGCUUAGAUGUUGUCUAAGGGCUUCCAUUAAGGUACAAUACACAAAAGUUGAAAAUGAGUUGUCUAUUGGGGUGCUUUAUGGAAAAGAAGGCGCAGAGAAUAGAAAAGAGGCAGGGGGUGUUUUAGGUGAUAUCAAUGACACCGUUUUCACUAGGUUAUGCUAGGGUGGAAGACAGGUCACAAGAGAGACAAAAAGUCUGUCUCUCUUCUUUUAAGCCCUUUAAGACUUUUAAAAUAUGUUUAUAAUACCACAGCACUGGAAAGGAACCUCAAUGUCAUAUCAGGCCUGUUUUCAGAAGAUAAACAGUAGAGACAAUUUUGAAAGUUAAAGAGAGUAACUAAGCAAGGUGGGGAGAGUAUGAAAGAUUUCAGAACUUGAACGGUACAAGUAGGAGAGGUGAAAAUGAAAUUUUUUGGCACUAGCUUUCAGGCUACUGCUGAAAGGCAAGUAAGAAGAGUACCUAAAAUAGCAGAGAAUAGCCUGGGCAAUAAAAUGUCCUAAACCAACUAAUUGCAGUGAGACUCUGGAACAGACUUGCAGGAGGUGAAGCCUGGCUAAUGCUUGUCUGCAACUUGUUAUGUUUAUGAAUAGGUUUAUGUAAAGACUUGUUAUAUAUAACAAGGUUUGGACAUAAAGCCAUUAAAAGGUGCGCAGAGAGCAACACAGCUCAGCUGUAGCUUCUACUAAGUUGAAAAAUAAUAUGAUUUAAGAGAUCAGCUUGUAGUACCUCUGCUUGGUGCAUUAUAAAAUAUAAUGAUGCAUAAUAAGGAGGAAAUGACUAGUUUAUAUGAAUUGUGCUUUGUUGUUGAUGUUGCAAGCAGUGGUGUUACUCUUGAAGCCUACGGUAAGGUACAAACGUUCAUCAGUCUAAUCCUAUGCUGCUAAUUUGUGUGACACUUCAUGUUAGGCCAUUAAGGAUGUCAGCCACUGCCUGCCAACCAAGUUAAACCUUAUCCAUUUGUCAUUCUCAGAUUCAGUGAGUUGUCCUGUUAUCCUUGCUUUCCCCUGCUCUUGAUAGUAUAUAGCAAAACAAGUCCUGUGCUGUCCUUUUAGUUUAGAAGAGAGAAAGUUGUUGUUUCUCCUUAUCCUUUACCACAUCACUGCAGACAGCAGUAGAUUGGCAUGGUCCACAUCCAAAGAGCAUUUGACACAGGUCUCUUUUCUCUUUCUCUUCAAAUGAAGAACUGUGGUGUUACACUCAUCCCCUGCUUCAAAACCUAGCAGCAUUUAAAGGGGAAUAAUCCGAACAUAAUAUAUAUAAUAUAUAGCAUAAUAGCAGGCAUGCAAAUGAGACCCAAACCCUCCACCGUAGGAUUAGAAAAGGGCUCUGUAUCUGCAAUUCUGAGAUUUUGUAGCUGUUCUUUUCGUUGUUCACCAGCAGAUGUCAGCACUUUUCUGAAACUACAGGCCAUAGGACUUACUUAAAUGAAAGUUCUCAUUUUCUAAGUUAUUUUCUAGUAAGGUUAUGGUUCCUUCUCCUGUGCUUCUGCACAUAAAUACUUCAUAUUAUUUGGGAAUUUCAUUUAUGUGAUACGUGCUGUCCUUUUUGGAUCACAGAUAGAGAUUUUAAAAAAGAGUAAGUAGGACUUUUUUGUAUAAACAUCUCUGGCAUCUGUGUCUUUACUGAUCAUUGCCCAUGAGCCUACUUUCAGUUCUUAGGAAUUUAGUCAAAUUCAAUUUUAAUUAAAAUUUUAAUUACAUUUUCAAAUGCAAAAUUAUUUAAAAUCACCCAUGCAGAUGUUAUAUACAUACUUUCAUUGUGGUCUUUCCUUAUCUUUAAGAAGUAAUUGAGAUUGCUGUUCAGCUGUGUGUUUAGACACUAAGGAUUUCUAUUUCUUUGCAUUCUGUUAGACAGUGAGUAGCCCUAAUGCGUGCACGUUAAUAUCAUCAGAAAGGAUGGGCAAUCCCUGUUGAUUUUUUCCAUAGGAAAGUACUACCAAUAACUAAUUACAGGUGGCAAUUGCCUGAUAGAUUCUGCUGCACCUUUACUAAAAAUUGUACUGUAUUUGUUUUCAACUUGUUUUCUAAUAACUCUAAUACUAUUAAAAAAAUAGUAACUUCCUUUAGUAAUUGCUUUCUUGGCCUUGUCUUUGUUAACCUGGUUCUGUCAGUCUGUAUGGAUUACAUUUUUUCUCCAUAUGGCUUUUAUCAACAGCCACCUUUGGAAGGUAUAAACUGUUGGAGGAUUUUUGUGAUGAUGCUCUUGGUGUAUUUAGCUUUUAUUUGUCAUUUUUGAGUUGUUAUUAAUUUCACAACCUCACCUACUUCUUGUCUGCCUCUGUCUUCCAUUGAUCUACUAAGCUUUAUUUCUUUGACUUUUUUUUAUGUAACACUGUGGUGGUUUUACCCUGCUGGGCAGCUAAACUCCACCACAACUGCUCUUUCACAGAGCUGGGGGGGUAGGAACGUGUUGGAGGGAAUCUUGAUGCUGUGCCAGCUCUGCUCAGAAAUAGACAAAACAUUGGUGCGGUAUCAGUGCUGUUCUAGCUACAGUUCUUUGCACCUGGAUUUAUCGCUUUUCCUCACAACCUUUCUUACACAUAGGUUGGUCUUUCCAUUUUUCCAUAUUGAAAAAGGUGGAGAAACAUGCAGGACAUAUCUGAGGUGUUCAGUCCUGAGAGUUUUUGUCCCCAUCUUCAGAUUAACACAAAUUUGAGCCCAUUCUGAAGUGAUCCAGCUUCACAGUUCUGCUGAAUGUUUUUCAUACCCUGUCGGAGACCAAGUUCCUGAUCAUCUGGCAGGGCAGAGCUUGAGCAUGUUACUGUCGUAGCAGCAGCCCAAGCUCUCACUUGUAUGCUUAAGCCAGCUGUAGUGCCUACUUAUUCUUGCAGGGUAGACACUGGAUUUCUUUAUAAGAAUAUCACAGAACUUUUAAGUACACUUGCAGUUUUUAUGUACGUUAAAUUUGCAUUUAUGCUACACAGUUCAAAAAUAAUAUGAUUUUUUUUUCUUCUGAACUGGCAACAUUUUUUUUCCUUGUUAAAUAGAGCAUUGUCACACAGCUCAGACAAUCUUGUGGAGAAGAAAUAAAUCUUCAUGUGUAUUGUAUGUCAUCAGCUUUCUUAAGCACUUCAGAUUAUGACCUCUAGUUUGUUUUUUUUUGACUGUGUUGACAUAAAUGUAUCCUCCUUCCUGUGUCUUGUAGCCUUUAAAUUAUUUUUUUUAAGUUAUUGUGCCCUUGCAGGUCACUGUUGCCAUAUGGAUACUGGGACUUGCCAUGGUACUGGUCAUUCUACAGGGCCUAUGAGGACAACAUUCUCCAGGUUUCUACGGUCACUCUUCUUUGUUUCUAUCCCAGACUAAUGAGAAUGCAUGUUGUAGGCUCUCUGUGGAGGUAAGGAUUUCUGAUGCAGAUAAUGUUUGCCUUUCUUGUUUCAAUUUGGAAUGUAGAUGAGCAGGAAAUAGUUGAGUUGAUAAUUUCAAGAUUGGUUGGAUGAAUGUCUGGGAAGAGCUUUGAGGACCUGCUCCACAAUGACACAGGAGGAUUAUGAUAUUCUCCUGUUAUGGGUUCAAAGCUUCUUCUUACAGUCACCUGGCAGAACAUGGAAUCUUAAAGUUCCAGCUGUGAGUGUUCAUCUAGCAUGCCAAAGGGCAUUGCUCGAGGCAUGAAAUUUGUGUUCUAAGUUAGCUAUUCUGGGACAAAACUCAUAUAAAGGCAUUUCUGGAGCCCAAUGUCAUUUCAGUUCUCCAUAUAGGCCUUGAACCAGUGACACUGGCUUCAUCUAGUUGGAAAGGACUGCAUCAGAGCUAGUUGCCCUGUGCUCCAUUUAAAAUUAGGAGAGAUCCAGUCACUAGAUUAUAUAGGGUGAUCUAUUUCACCCUAAAGAAAAGUUUUAAAGCAGGUCAGAUGGCUUUUUCCAUCCAGUUGCAUGUUUUUCUCCACUGAUAGAAAACAGAGCUCACAGUGACUAGCUCAGUUUUAAACAUCUGCAUUUUGAAAGGUCACAUCUCCCUUCUGCUUUGCAAGUCUCUUAGCUGUCUUCAAAAUAGUUUUGUCUGCCUAAGAGAUUUUUUUUCCAGAAUCUACUCCAGCGCUGCCCCAGACUGCUAAUGGUUUAGUCAUUAAUGCACCUAGUCUCCUUCUGUUUCCCAAUUAAGUAGGUACUCACAAAAUCAAAUAAAAUAAAAAUCCAAUGUUGAUGAUGAACAGACAUCAUGGAUAUAAGUACUUCUGUCUCAUCAGCAAAUGCCAGAUGUUGGCAUUCAUCUCCUUGCUCACUCUGUAGAUAAACGUGUUAAAAAGCAAGAGCCUGCCAGUUCUUUACUACAUGCAUACCUUGCAGCUUACCUGAUGCAUAGUUACUUGUGCGGACAGCUAGACUGUAAAGCUGAAAGAGGAAAGACUGGAAACUGCAAGAGUCCCCCCUGAUUAGGAACAGCAUCCAAAUUGCUAAGAAUCGUGUCUCUCACUCUCUCACUUAGGCUGCCUGUGUUCUUAACAAGUGAUCUACCUCCAGUGACUGUCCUGUGCCUUUUGCCCUCCCCCUCUCAGAUACUGCACAUUCCCCUACAUUUUAGCUAUGACAGGCUUUGCAGCAACCAUUAAGGACUCGCUCCAGAGUGACUGAGCACUUGAUACGAAGUCUGUUCCCAUAUUCACCCUUAGAACUCACUCCUAGUCAUGUGUCUGCCAGGGAUCUUCCUAAAUGGACCCAACGGUUUUCCUGCCUCCAUACCAUGUCCCUUUUGCCUGGGUGUUCUCUGUGCUGACUGUGAUGGCUUUUGGACAGAAGAUGAUGGAAUCUUAAGUCUGCAUUUAAUGAAGCCACCAUACCUUUCCGUGUAAUUUUUGUUCCUUUUCCACAGAGAGAAGAAAGCCUAGGACUGGUCAUCUGACAGGAUUUACAGAUGUAUGCUCCAAUCCCUACUCUUAAUAGUCUCAGCUCUGUAGGGAAUGGGAACUGUCUGGAAGUGAGAGGUGGAAGGGGCAGGACGGAGGACAAAGAAUUGAGUCUUUAACUCAUUCCAGACAUUGCCAUGGAAAAUUUGCAUUUCCAUGUUAACAAGGGAGGCAAAUGGUAGUCAAGAUCUUCCUCUUCCCUCUGCAUGUAACCAGAGCCAAAUUUUAUUUCCUCCAAAUUGACAUGUCAGACACACAUCUGUCUUCUACAGGUUCCUCUAAUUCUCAUUAGACUUCCAUGUUCUCUGUCCCUACUGUACCUUCUACUUUCUCUGUUUAGAAAGAGGGAUUUGCCUGUAGUUGUUUGCGCUGGGUCUAAUGAGUACAAUUCCUUCCUCUUUCCACGGUCAACUGGUUAAUACAAUAUUAUGGGAGAAAUCAUAAAUACAUAGAAAUUGGGAAUUCUGUUAUGUGGUGGUCAUUGUGUCCUGUAAACAUAGAGUUUAUGUUUGCAUAACAUAAAGACAGCCAUAUCUUUUUCUCGCUAAGUGCCAGGAAGUACCCAUCCUUUUGUGGGAUCACAGCCCAGGAUUUUAGCUUCCAAAUCUUGUGAUAAGAACAAGAGUGGGUGCUAAGAAUUAAGGGCUGCUUUAUUACUGAAUUUACUUCAAACUAUAAUCCUGGAGGGUAGUCCUCAGAUGGAGUACCAGUUACUGAAACUAAAUGACUAUUCACCUGAUUUUCCUCUCCCUUACGCCAUAGUCAGUGUACCAGUAUAGUUAUAUUAGUUUUAAAUCCACAGAAGCCAUCAGAAAGAGACUAUUAUUUUCCCAGGCUGUGUUACUACUUCAUUGCAUGAUUCCUGGCAAACAACCUAAAUCACUUAGUAUUUGCCUUUAAAUGUAGGGUUUAUUCAAACCCAGGGAAACAAAGCUGGAAUUCAGACUAAGCUGGCAAACAAGCACUAAAUUUCUGGGCAGUGUUAAUCAGCAACUUUCACUCAGAAAUCAUAUAUAAAACAGCAGUGAAGUCUUAGGAGAGUUUAUGCGAAAAACUCAGAGCUUCCAGGUUUGUCCAGAGGAUAGGCAAGGGGAAUGAGCAGUCAUUCUUGAUCAGCUUGCAGUUUUUGAGCACCUUGCGGCUUAUGACGAAUAAAUCUGUGUCAAGGAUUCCACUUCUCCAGAAUCUCUCUAUUUUCCUGUGUUAGCGUGCCAAGGAUUAGGUUUCAGGGUAGCCAAAUUUGAAAUGUAUGUGAAGACCACAGAGACUCUGGUGUUGGCACAGGACGCUGCCAGGGAAAGGGCGAAGUCUGCCCCAGAAGAACUCCUUCUCUUGCCAUAGGCGUUGUGCUCCAGUCAGCCUUGUGAAUUUGGAAUGACACAAAGUGGGUGGAACUUGGUCAAACUCUCCUCCUCAAACUCUUCCUGUUUGCACAAUCACAGAAGCCUCCGCUCAGCAGGACGAUUUUGCUGAAGAGGUAGUCCAAACUUUCAACCUGAGGGAAGCUAAAUAUAGCACGUGUCACCCAACAGACUUCAAAGGACUUGGCAAUAGAGAUAAGAGUGGCUUGAAGAUGAAACCCUCUGCUACCUAUGAGCUGUUAGUAGACGGUGUUGGAGAAUGGGACUUCACUGGUGGUUUUGUUCCUUGUGAGCUGCUGCUUGUUGGAGAGGAUGCCUACCCUGUGCUUCUGAGCGCUGAGAAGCAGGUUCUGAUCGCUGUUUCACGGUAUGGGAAAGGCAAGAUGGUGGUUGUUUCCCACGAGGGAAUCAUGAAGAGCUCCAAGUUUUCCCAGUUCCUCAGAAAUGCCGUGGAGUGGCUCAAGCCUUCCCCUGCAGCCCUGGUUGGGUCCCAUCACCGUUUGGAUUCCCUCUCCCAGCUGCUCCUCAGGGCUGGCAUCAAAGUAGAGGCUGGGGCAGAGCUCAGCACCCACCACGGGGUGUACUGUAUGGAUGCCUAUGACAGCACUCAGGCAAAAGAUGUGGUUUGCUUUGUAAAGGAAGGUGGAGGUCUGCUCAUUGGAGGCCAGGCUUGGCACUGGGGUAGCCUACAUGGGAAGGAGAAGGUGCUGUUUGAAUUCCCUGGGAACCAGGUGACCAGUGUGGCUGGUGUGUACUUCACAGGAAAUACUGCAGGAAAAGGGAUCUUCAAAGUUGCCAAGAAAAUUCCAAAGAUCCCCUUAACUGUUCUGUGAAACUGUUGGACUGACACUGAGCUGAGGAGGCAGGCCUGGCGCCACCUCCCUUCUCCAGGAGACAACGGCUGUGGGCAGGAACCCACUGUGCUUCAAGUUAGUUUGGGAUUCUAGCUUGGCCUUUUGGUCUCAGAGCAGCAGGUGUGAAACUCUGAGCUGUUGCGUCUUGUAUCGCAGAGCAGACAGCGGUGCCCUGAAUGUUGCUCUUGUCUUCCUCCACCCCCACUUGCCACUGAGAGUGCUGGGCUGUGCCUAGCACCACUUUCUGCUCAGUUAGGGAAAGUGGCAUGGGAUCUAGAUGGAGCAGGAGCGGUGCUAUGC